This is a messenger RNA of Xyrichtys novacula (pearly razorfish), 4802 nucleotides long. Lineage: Eukaryota; Metazoa; Chordata; Actinopteri; Labriformes; Labridae. The record is from the annotation of a GenBank genome assembly.
AAAUUUCGAAACUCCGACCAUCUGAGAGGCACGUGAACGCAAACCCUGUGUGACGCUUAACCAUCCGGAAGUAGAGUACACAACUACUGCGGACAUCGUGUUCCUUUUCCAUUUCUCCUCUCAUUUCUGCAUCGUCUUCACUGAUGUAGUUCACCACCUGAGACAUAAACAUGUCUACUGAGAAGUGCUUCGCAAAAGGUAAGAUACUUUUUUAAAGGCUAACAGAGAAAACACAGCUAGCAGACUAAACCCACGACCAGCACAAAUAUCACUCAUAUUAAGUUAAUUUUACACCAGAAGUUUAAAUGUAUUUUAUUUCUUUUAAGUUCAUGCAAAUCUUGAGGUAAAGUAGGAGUAGAAGUUCAAAACAAUACUAAUAUCUUUAUUUUUAUAGCACUUAUAAACCCAGACAGUUUAAGAACCCUACAACAUAAAAUGAGACCAUGAGGAGCAAAAUAAAAACAUAAAAUAGGCAAGAAGAAUAAAUGUAAUAAAAAAGGGGGUAGAAAGCAGGAAACAGGAUAUUAAAUAUAAAAAGACGAUAUUUAUAAUAAUAAAAUAAGUAAAACAAAGGCUAAAAGGACAUGAAGUAUAAUUAAGAUAGAGGUAAAAGAGAUAAAGGAAAAAAGAGAAAGGGCAGCAUCACAUAAAAGAAAGUCUGUAAAAGUGAGUUUUUAAAUUUAAAUAAUACAAUUUAGGUGUUUUAUCUAGAGCCGUUAUUUACUAGCUGUGAGGGAACUGAUUGAGAUAAUACAUUUGCACUGUAGACACUGUAAUUUGCAAAGUCAUUGUGGCUUUGCAUUCUCAAACUUCCUUUGUCCUCCUUACAGAGGUGACAAAGGAAACGAAAGCGCAUAAAAAUCAAAAGAUAAAACCCGUCUAACUAGUAGUCCAGUUGUACUCAUGAAAUAUAAACAAAGUACAUGAAUCAUUCUGAGUAUGAAACUGUUUCAAAAGAUAUAUUGUAGGUAGUUGCAUAGAGAUAAUUGAACGAUAAGGUAUCUGCCAGAUUCUCUGAAGUUGACAAUGACUGGAUAGUUACUCAGUGCUUACUAGCAUUAAAAAGCAGGUAUAAAAGAUCAUGUAUUUCUUACAUUUUUAGGGAGUGGGCCUAUUAAACUGACAUUUGUUAUGAGCCCUUUAUACAGCCUGCUGGGGACAAUAGUGACAAUGCUUUUUAAGGCUGGGCUGUUUAAACAGGUGAGACAAACCCAUAGACUGUGUAAUGAUGGUCAAACCCAGCAAUAUACAAGCAUUUAUAAUGGCCUGAUUGCAUAACCUAAUCACUCUCUGAGUUGUUCUUUCUCAGCCAAUGCAUCUGUAUGAUCAGUACGGAGAAGUAAAACACUCAGAAAUCGCUGACCUGUAAGCUGUCUGUUUGUUGGUUAAGUCUAAAGAACGAGCGCUUCAAUCAUGUGAGGUAUUGUGCAGUAAUAGCGGCCUUUGUGUUCGUUGCAGUUGAGUGAAAAAAAACAGCCUGUCUGCAAUUUAUGCAACAGUCUCCGGGGUAGCAAAAGAAAACGUGAUUAUUUGCUUGUUAAAAAGGAAAAAAGAGGAGGCGUGGUACUAUUCUGUUCAUGAUAAUGUUGUAGAUAUUGCACACCCCCGUGACACUGGUCUGCUUUAUAAAGAUUCAUAUUAUUUUGAAUUUUUAAAUGACCUUUUUAUUUGAUCUUAUUCUGUCUUCCUCCAUUUCAUUGACUGAAGAAGCUAAAUCAUUACUGACUUUAGUACUUUUGCAUUAAUAAGCCAAGACUAGUUGCUUGUAUGCUUGUAUUUGUGUAAUCUACUUUGUUAAAAAGCCUUUUUCUGAUUACACUAAUUUGUAAACUAUAACAUGAAAAUCAUUGAGCUUAUGACGGAGAAGCUCUUAUCUGCCUCUGGAGUUAUAAAAGUAUUACUGCAGGUAACAUUGUGUUUAUAGGGUCAUAAUCUCAAUCAUGAAAGUUAUUACUUUCACUUACCUAACCAGAGGUGGGAAUUCCUCCAGGCUGGGUUAACUAACAACAAAGGAGAUCAGUGUGGAUUAGUGUGGUCUGCCCUUUUUGUUCACUGAGAGGGUACACAAAGCUGAUAUCACUUUUUCCCAUGAAUUGACAAAACACACACACAAAAAAUAUUUCCAAAUCCAUUACUCCUGCACAUUAAAACUAAACACACACGGUUAUCUCAGCUAGUAAUUUUCUUGAAGGGGAUUUUUUAACACAUAAUGAAAAAGACAAAUACAUUUGGUCAUGCUAUAAAUCUCAAAACAUGGCUGGUAUUUAUACUUGUCUAUAACUUGCCUUGCUGUUAUUAUUAAUUCAUUACAAUGGAUGCACUUUAAACGAUUAAACUAAUUAUUAUGAAACAAAUGCAGCAGUCAAGUGCACUUUCUCUAGUGUUUUCAUGUUCAAAUAGAAAAGCAAAAUAUACUCAUAUCUCAAAAAAUUGUCUGAGUUAAUACAACAGAAAUCAUGUGUUAAAUAAAAAUCUACAUGUUUGCUCUGUUGCACCUGCUCCAUGAUUAUUUCAUUUCUUUCAGGCAGCGCUGAACCUGGUCCAGUCCCCAAGGACCAGAUCAGACUUUACAGCAUGAGAUUCUGCCCCUUUGCUCACAGGGCCAGACUGGUGCUGAGUGCCAAGGGGAUCAAGUAAAGACACAUUUCAUUUUUGAACCGUAACCAUUACUGAUAGAAUCUGUUUUAUUACUUUUUUUAAAAAUCUGGUCGAUCUGUUCCUUUCAGGCAUGUCAUCGUCAAUAUCAAUCUGAGAGAUAAACCUGACUGGUACUUCGAGAAGAACCCUCUUGGGUUUGUCCCGACUCUGGAGACCCCUGCUGGUGAAGUGAUAUAUGAGUCUCCCAUCACCUGCGAGUACUUGGAUGAAGCUUACCCUGAGAAGAAGCUGCUUCCGCUCACUCCUUUUGGGAAAGCUCAGCAGAAGAUGAUGAUGGAGAAUUUUUCCAAGGUUAAGCACUGGCAUUGAAAUAAUGCUUUUUUUUUGUUUGUAUACUUGUCAGCUAUUUGGGAGAGUAAUCAAAUAAUCACUUGAAUGACACUGUUUUCUACAGGUUAUGCCAUACUUCUACAAGAUCCCAACAGGGAGGAAGAAGGGCGAGGAUGUUUCAGAGCUGGAAGCUGAACUAGUAGAGAAGUUUGCCAAGUUAGAUGAGGUAGGCUGUGGAAAAAAAUGCUCACAAUUGACCCCAGAAAUGAACUUAUAUGACUGCAGUUGGCUAUAAAAUGUAAUAAAUGAUCACAUAUAAUAAGUUUACAGUCCAUUGAAAUCCAUUUACAUUGCUAGUUUAAAGACUGAUGGAUACAUAUUUAUAUUGUAGGACCUUGCUAAGAAGAAGACUAAGUUCUUUGGAGGAGAUUCCAUCACAAUGAUUGACUACAUGAUGUGGCCGUGGUUCGAGAGGCUCGAGAUCUUUGAGCUGAAACAGUAAGUCUUGAUCUCUGAGUAAAUCCACUUUAUUUAUGAAAGCUUGAGAUGAUUCAAAGUUGGCAUCUCACAGCAGGUAAUCCUACUCACCUGUCUUUCACAUGAACUUACCUGUUAUUUCUCUGUCCAGCUGCCUUGACGGCACACCUAAACUGAAGCAGUGGAGUGAAUGCAUGAUGGAGGAUCCAGCUGUGAAAGCCACCACGCAUAGCAUGGACACCUACAAGGCCUAUUACAACAGCUACAUGGACGGGAAACCGAACUUUGACCAGGGCCUGUAGGAAAAAUUGUUGUCUGAACAAUUGUCUGUUUUGUUUUACGUUUGGUGUUUUCAGUUAUUUCUAAUAAAGCCUGGCAUAUUGAGUUUACCAGUCAGGUACAGACAGUGGUUCCGUUUUCUUUGUUUAUCCAGGUUUGCUUUAUCAGGUACUAAGUGAUCCCAUUAAUAAGCUUUUGACGUGCUGCUCAACUCUUCUUCUGCCUAAAAUGUAGCAAUAGCAUAAGGCUUACCUCAAUCCAGAGGAACAGAAUGUCUAAAUAGAGAGUUGAAGUGUUUCAGCAAAUAUUACAGCAAAAACUGCACUUUUUACAGCAGUAAAGAAAAGAAUGGGAUACUGGUAGAAAUUUUUAAGGGCAGAUUUUAAGUUAUAAUAUGAACGUAUUGUACUUAACAUUUUCCUUUUUAAGUUUUAACACAAUUGCACCAUUGGAGAGCUCUCAGACUUGAGUAACUGACAGUGCUAUUGCUGCUCUAAAGAAACUGGUUUUGUUCCUUUAGCUCAGAAUCAUUAUUUUCAGGUAAAGAAUAAGACAAAACAUCUUUUAGAGGUGUGUUAUCCAAAACUCUGAGCACUGAAUACCACUAGUGAUCAUCUUGAUGACAUUCAAAACUACUGACUGCUGAUCCAUUAGUUUGCUCUGUAUUACAGACCGGUUAAAAAUGUAUACUAUAUUUUUCGUACCAUAUGGCGCACUUAAAAUCCUUUUGGCUUGUCGGAGCACUGCAGCUACCGUAGCCUCACAGAGUUAUUGAAUGAUUUAAAUAAAGUUUGACUUAUCUGACUGUUUUGUUUGGCUUAAUGCGCUUUAUAAUCCGGUGCGCCUUAUGCGUGAAAAUAGACGUGAGUGGACGCGUUCAUUGAUGGUGCGCCUUCAAAUAAGGUGCGCCUUAUGGGGGAAAAAUACGGUGUGUAUGUUGAAACAAAUACUGCUGUGAGUAAACAUUGUUUUUAUUGGACAAUCAAGACAUAAAUAUAACCUCAUUCUACUUCUUUUUAUCCAUUCCAAUAUUUGACAUUUUUGAUAGAUGUUUUAAAUAUCUUGUCAUAAUCUGAUUUUUCUGUCUGUGUUACAAUAAACAAGCAGAAGAAACAUCA